Molecule: messenger RNA, 2166 nt
Organism: Schistosoma spindalis
Lineage: Eukaryota; Metazoa; Platyhelminthes; Trematoda; Strigeidida; Schistosomatidae
Source: the annotation of a GenBank genome assembly
UGAACCUACAAGGUCAUACUUCUGAGUUUUGUUCAAACUAGAUAUGGCUGGUGUUAUUCUUGAGACUUUAAACGUUCGGAAGCUUGCUUCCUUUGGAUGUCUUAUGCUGGCUGUACAAAUUUGCUUUUUCCUUAUUGGUGGACUUAUAGCCCCGGCUCCUAACACAACAGACCAGAUAUUAAUGUCCAAGUGUAUUGAUCGUUCCGGUGAUGUAUUAAAGUGGCAUUUCGCCAGACCGGUAUCUAAUGAGAGCUGUCAGGAACUCCUACCAGAUGGUGAUAUUGAGGAAGUCGUUCCAUCUGACGUUGAUGCAAAUUCAAUAGUGUUCAUUGCUCAGUUCCCACACCCAAGAGAUGGGAUGGAUCUGCAUAUGACCAGAUGGUUCCAACAAGUCAUUGGUGUGUUGAUGUUAGAUAUCAAGCAAAAAUAUUCCAAGGAAUUAGAAAAUACUGAGAUAACAUUCGAUUUACGAUUGGGCUAUCGUAAUCAUGAUGAUCCUAAACAUGUUUGGCACGAAUUAGCUCGUUCAGUUGAAGUUCGACCGCUUAAAUGUACUCUUGAUCGUGAAGCCAAGCGACACCAAGGACAUGCUCAUGCACUUGAUGAAGGAUUUUACUACGAUUGUGAAGUUUUACCUUUGUUCACCUUAGCUAGUUGUCAUCAUGAAGAAUAUUUGUUAAACUUGAGAAUCCCUGUCGAUGAGAAGCGGAAAAUCAACGUUGGUGUUGGAAGUAUUCAGGAUGUGUGGAUGGUUGAAAUUCAUCAAAAUGGAGGAUUUACUAAGGUAUGGUUUUCAUUGAAAACAUUUUCAUUCCCAAUUGUAUUACUGGCUUUAAUAUUUUUUGGUCAUCGUGUCAGGGAGUUAGAACGUCCACCAAACAUACUAGAAAAAACUAUAUUUAUCUUGGGAAUUUGUUUAUCUAUCUUGAAUUGUCCAGUUGAAUGGUUAUCACUAAUAUAUAACUUCUCAUUUUGGCUUGUCUUAAGUGAUAUACGUCAAGGUUUAUUUUAUGCUACACUUGUUUGCUUUUGGCUUGUUUUCACUGGUGAGCACAUGAUGCAAGACUCAUCAUCGGGGAAUCGAUCAAAGCCUAAUAGUAAUUGUUAUGGUUUAAAUGGAUUGUAUUGGCCAAGAAUUUUACUUGUGGCCAGUUGUUGUGCUGCUUUAUUUAUUUUUGAAUUAGCUGAACGUGGAGUACAAAUACGUAAUCCAUUUUACAGUAUAUGGUCUCAUCCAAUUGCUGCAAAAAUGGGUUUAACAAGCAUUGUAAUCGGUGCUUUAUGUGCAUUUGCUUACAUGAUUUAUUUAACUAUAUUAGUUGUUAAAGCAUUUAUACAAAUAUUGGGUAAACGUCGUCUGUUAAACAAUCUUCCAGUAGAACAACGUCGAUAUUACAGUGGUAUUAUAUAUCGUUUCAUGGUACUUUUAACUUAUACAAUAAUAUGCGCUGGACUUACUGUUGCAUUCUUUAUUUUUAGUCAGGUUACAGAAGAUCAAUGGAAAUGGGGUGAGAAAAGUGUGGAAUACACAUCAGCUUUUAUAACCGGUGUAUAUGGUAUGUGGAAUGUAUACGUUGUAGCUGUAUUGUGUUUGUAUUCACCAUCACAUAAAUUUCGUAGUGUUACUGGUCAACAAUUAUAUAAUCGAUUAUUAAUUAAGAAUUCUGUAACAACAACAAUACUACCUGAUACCACUACUAGUAAUACCACUGCUUCUACUGUUGCAACAAUACAUGAUACAUUUGUAGGUCAUGAAUUCAAUAUGUUUGAUAAACAAUCAGAAACAAUUCAAUUAGUCCCGAAACAAUCAAUUGAUGAAAAAGAGCAUUUCACAUCUCCAUCUACAUCUUUAUCAAAUGUUGAAACAAAAUCAUAUCUCUUAACAGAAGGUUUGAAAUUUAUCCGUAAAGAAGCAUUUGAAUGAGAACAACAACAACAAAUACUACUACUAAUGUCAUCAUCAUCACCACCACCACCACCGAUGUUCAUCAUUGUCUUCAUUUCAUUUUAUUGCAUUCAGUAGGUUUAUUCUCUCUGUUUUAACACAAUAUAUACAUUUGUUUUACCAUCUUUACGUAUCUAUAUUCUCGAUAAACGGUAGUUGCAUAAAUAACAUACUAUACCAAAGGUGCUUUAUUAUUACUAUUAUUAUUAUUAUUAUUAUUA